Entrophospora sp. SA101 is the source of this 273-nucleotide messenger RNA. NCBI's taxonomy places the organism in Eukaryota, Fungi, Glomeromycota, Glomeromycetes, Entrophosporales, Entrophosporaceae. The record is from the annotation of a GenBank genome assembly.
AAACGAAUUGCAUUGACUUCUGAAAAAUCAAGACAGCAACAACAUCAACAACCUUCUUCCAAUCGUAGUCGAAGUAAUAAUGAUGAUAAAAACCGACAAACUAUCGAACCUGGUCAACAACCAUGUAAUAACUUAUCAUUAUCCAAUAACCACAAGAAGAAUAGUUCAAGACGAUUUCCCAAAGAUAACAAUUCAACAUUAGAUUUUGAAAAAUAUUUAGUUGAUAUCAAAGAAGGUUUUUACCAAAUCCAUCAAGAACAGUUGAAACUUUGA